Molecule: messenger RNA, 1458 nt
Organism: Recurvomyces mirabilis
Lineage: Eukaryota; Fungi; Ascomycota; Dothideomycetes; Mycosphaerellales; Teratosphaeriaceae
Gene: NAG5
Product: N-acetylglucosamine kinase 1
Exons: 2
Coding region: 1-1458 (485 amino acids)
Biological process (GO): carbohydrate phosphorylation; glucose 6-phosphate metabolic process; intracellular glucose homeostasis
Cellular component (GO): cytosol; mitochondrion
Molecular function (GO): D-glucose binding; fructokinase activity; glucokinase activity
Source: RefSeq, a predicted model, not a curated record
AUGAGCGUAUUGAUAUCUUCUGGGCUGGAUUUCAUACGGAAUGGUCAUUCGAUGAAGCGGAAACGGGAGCAUCAUGUGGUGGAAAGGGCGUACGAAAAGAGCAUGGAGGAGUUUAGCACACAGACAAGAGAUCUACUGGCAGUAUCGUGCGGCUCAGCGAGGCUGCUGGAGAUGUCGGAGCGAAUCAGAGAGGAGUAUUUGCAAAGGCUGCAGUCUUCAGACAUCUCCAUGCUGCCUUCGUAUCUACAUACACUGCCCACUGGCACCGAGCAGGGCGAUUUCUUGGCGCUGGACGUUGGAGGGUCGACAUUCAGGAUAGCAGUGAUAAGGCUAACCGGCAAACGAGAUUUGAUACGGGAUUUGAAGGGGCAGGCAUUCUUCGAUUGGAUGGCGGAACGGAUUGGCGAGUUACUUGCAGAGUACAAUCACAUGAAGGGCACCACGAAUGCGCGCUUGCAGAUGGGCUUGGCCUGGUCGUUUCCUAUCGAGCAGACUUCGCCGAGGAGUGGUCGGCUUUUAGCUAUGGGCAAGGGCUUUUGUGCAACUCAUGGCGUUGAAGGCCAAGAUCUGAGCGAGUUAAUCAUGCGGUCGUGCAGGGCACGGCAUCUAAAUGUUGAGAUGAUGACCAUUGUAAACGAUGGCACGGCGACUUUGCUUUCCAAGGCGUACCUUGACAGGUCAACGAGGAUGUCACUAAUUCUAGGCACUGGGACGAAUGCAGCAGUGUUCCUACCGACUACAGCACUAGGGAAAGGCAAAUUCGGAGAGCGGCCGCAGACCUGGCACGACGCCGCUGAACGAGUUCUGGUCAAUACUGAAGUGAGCAUGUUUGGCCGGCAUGUCUUACCUCGUACACGAUGGGACGACGAGCUGAACAAGCACCAUGUCCUCCCCGACUUCCAGCCUCUGGAGUAUAUGAUCACAGGGAGAUACUUAGGGGAGAUCGUGCGGUUGAUACUGGUCGAAGCCGUCACCACAGCAGGUCUGUUCGAUGGGGACCUUCCGGAAGGCCUCAAUGAACCAUAUACGCUCGACACCCGGCUUUUGGCAGCCUUUGAGCAAGAUACAAGCCGAACACUUAUUAAAGCGAGCGCUUCGUUUUUGAGAGCACAUGCUCUUCCCACGCCACCUCGGCUAAGCGAGCUGGAAUUCCUCCGAGAGACAGCGACUUUGGUGUCACGGCGUGCAGCGACAUAUCUAGCGACUGCACUGCAUGCACUUUGGCGGUUACGCACAACGGCAGAAGGCCUGCGGCCUGGCGAAGCGAGCCAUGUCACCAUUGCAUGCGAUGGUACCAUCAUUGAGAAGUACCCAGAGUUCCGAACAAAUUGCCAGGCGAAGUUGGACGAAUUAUGCGCACUCUCCGGCGCCGCCAAGGGUACUGUGUCCCUUGCAAUGGCUCCUGAAAGUUCCCUCUUUGGUGCCGCCGUUGCAGUGGCUUGCAUAGAUCACCCGUAG